CUAUAUGUGUGGUGUAUGUAUGGGGUACUUGAGAUGUUGGGGCCACUGGAGUGAUUGGGAUCUCUGUAGCGCGAUGAGCGGUGUGUGGAUACACAAAGAGACCGGCAGAAGAAUUUUUGUACAACCGAAUGAUGAUAAAAACCGCAAAAUGACCAAUAUAUUGGGUGGUGGACUCUAUCGAGCGGAUGCCGUGUAAUCGUCGGAUUAUUAGGUGAUGAAGAUUAGAUGAUCUCCUCAAGUGGCACAUCUCUUGCCGUAUAAAUACGGUUUGGUGUGUGAUCAUCCCCUCAGUGCUUCAGUGGGACUCUCAAGUGGAACAAUGAAGCCCAUUUUUGUGGUUUUACUCCUCGUUGCGGCCGUUUCGGCUGUUACCAGCCCCCAAAAGGAUUUCUCAAGCAGACUUACUGGUGGUCAGAGCGCCAUUCCCUAUGCUCACCCCUUCAUGAUUGCCGUGGAAUUGGUACUUACACCAGCACACAGGCAACAAUUCUGCGGUGGUACCCUCAUCCAGGUUCACUGGGUCAUCUCGGCUGCAUCGUGCUUCGAUGAAUUGCCCAUCAUUGGUCGCGUGGAAGUCUCCUCGGGACUCUACCAGCUGGAUGAUCGUACCUAUGCUCAGGAUCGUGAAGUGGGAUCCAUUGUGAGGCAUCAGGACUACCGUGGUGGUGUCAGUGCCAAUGAUAUUGCCUUGCUGCACGUGGAGACAGCCUUCACAAUUGAUCAGUACACCCAACCAAUUCGUCUACCACAACCCAAUACCGUUCACACUGGCUACGUGACACUCUUCGGAUGGGGAGACACCUCCACCACAGAUGAGCCAAACUUCCCCAACAAUCUCCAGGCUGUUGUGACGCCCAUUCUCAGCUACGUUGAUUGCUACCAGCACCUCCAGGGUAGGACACCACUUGAGGUGAGCAACAUGUGCACUGGACCCCUCCUCGGUGGUAUCUCCCACUGCACUGGUGACGGUGGUGGCCCACUCACGCAGCAGAAUGAAGUUGGAGAGUACGAACUUGUUGGCAUCAGCAGCUGGGGCUUCCGUCCAUGCGGUGCCUUUGGUGCUCCUUCCGUCUACACUCGUGUCUCUGCCUUCAGUGCCUGGAUUGUCAAUGUGAUCACAUAAGAUCACUCUGGCAUGACGCCCCUUUCAUCGAUCAAUCAUACUUUGUAAAUUGAGUAUAAAACAACAACAAAAUUAUUGAAUAAUGUGAGAGAAAUAAAAUAAAAACACAGUUUUAUUUAAGUUUUAGUAUAAUCCGAAGCAGUAA
Messenger RNA from Lutzomyia longipalpis, 1268 nucleotides. RefSeq names its product lectizyme-like. Gene Ontology annotation, biological process: proteolysis. The coding region runs from base 320 to 1123 and encodes 267 amino acids. Lineage: Eukaryota; Metazoa; Arthropoda; Insecta; Diptera; Psychodidae. The transcript is spliced from 3 exons. Gene Ontology annotation, molecular function: serine-type endopeptidase activity. The record is from RefSeq and is a predicted model, not a curated record.